Molecule: messenger RNA, 3081 nt
Organism: Oryctolagus cuniculus (rabbit)
Lineage: Eukaryota; Metazoa; Chordata; Mammalia; Lagomorpha; Leporidae
Gene: RAB15
Product: RAB15, member RAS oncogene family
Biological process (GO): Rab protein signal transduction
Molecular function (GO): GTP binding; GTPase activity
Source: RefSeq, a predicted model, not a curated record
GCCCCGCCGAGCCCCGCCGCAGGCGCGCUUCCCGUGGGCACCGGCGAGCGGGCGAGCGGGCGAGGCCGGCGCGCGGCCCGGGCGCCACUUCCUUCUCGCCCCGGCGGCCGCGGGCGGCGAUGGCAGAGGCCGAGCGGGGCUGAGCCCGCCGCCCGCAGCCCCCCGGUGCCUGCGGCCCCAGCCAUGGCGAAGCAGUACGAUGUGCUGUUCCGGCUGCUGCUGAUCGGGGACUCCGGCGUGGGCAAGACCUGCCUGCUGUGCCGCUUCACCGACAACGAAUUCCACUCCUCGCACAUCUCCACCAUCGGGGUGGACUUUAAGAUGAAGACCAUCGAGGUAGACGGCAUCAAAGUGAGGAUACAGAUUUGGGACACAGCGGGCCAGGAGAGGUAUCAGACCAUCACCAAGCAGUACUAUCGGCGGGCCCAGGGGAUAUUUUUAGUCUAUGAUAUCAGCAGCGAGCGCUCUUACCAGCACAUCAUGAAGUGGGUCAGCGAUGUGGACGAGUACGCACCGGAAGGCGUGCAGAAGAUCCUGAUAGGGAAUAAGGCCGACGAAGAGCAGAAACGGCAGGUGGGCAGAGAGCAAGGGCAGCAGCUGGCCAGGGAGUACGGCAUGGACUUCUAUGAAACAAGUGCCUGCACCAACCUCAACAUUAAAGAGUCUUUCACGCGGCUGACCGAGCUGGUGCUACAGGCCCACCGGAAGGAGUUGGAUGGUCUCCGCACCCGGGCCGGCCACGAGCUGGCGCUGACAGAGCUGGAGGAGGCGGGCAAGCCCGAGGGCCCAGCGAACUCUUCUAAAACCUGCUGGUGCUGAGGGCCGUGAAUGGAGCACCGCGUUGCCGCGGGAGGCCUGCAGGCAGCUGGGGAGGCCGGCCCCUGUCCCGACGCCGCUGUCCUGGCAUCUGACGACCCUGUUGAACAUCCCCCGCCUGGCGCAGAUGCGGCCCCGCUGUCGUUGCCUCCUCGCCAUCCCUCAGCCCGCGACCCCAGCCCCAGGCCAGCUCUGACUCCUCGCUGCUGUGCUGAGCUGCGGGUCUCGCCGCCCCAGGGGCAAGGGCCAUGGCUGGAGUCACGGCCAAGGCUCCUCCCCGUCUCCUCCGCUCUGCUUUCUCCUCCUCACUCUCCCUUCUCCCAUCCCCUUCCCCUCCAGUGUUUUGUGUCUUGGUCUCUCCUGCCCCCGCCCCCCCAAUGUGGGUGCAGGUGCCUCCCUCCUCGUUCACUGUAGCCCUGUCGGAGGGAAUGCGCGUAGGCUCUGGGGGGUGAUGCACCCCCUGAUCCAGGGGGAAGCCCCCAGCUUCGUGGGGGCCUGAAGGCUACAGGGUGCAUUGUCCUCUUCCGUUUUCUGUGCUAUGGGCGGGAUGGGGCCAGGGUGGGGGGGCUUGCAGGGGGCAUGCCACCUGCUGGCCCUCAGGCCCUGGCCAUCCUACCUCCACCUGCUCCCCCCCCCAAGCUCUGGACACGCUUGCCUGCCCGCCUGCCCGGCCGCCUCCCCUGAGCUCGCUGGCAGGUGCUUCAGAGAAGAGACGGCAAUGGUGAGGGGUGGCAGAGACAAAAAGUCACCUCCAUUCUCUACCUCCCGUGUGGCGGGGUCCAUGACUUCUCCCCACCUGGGCUCCUGAAUUUAGAGGUGUGGACAGAGGCCUGAGGGUACCACAGGGGCAAGGAGAGCCCUGAGCCCCUGAUCCUCUGAGGUCGGGCUCCUAGGUUUGGGGGGGCAGAGCAAGGGCAGGGACAGGCCAUGGUCCGCCUUUGGCUUAUCACAGGCAACAUGGUGGCCACGGGGCCUCCUGGCCCCAUCUUCUCUUCCCGUGUCAGGAGGGCAUCCCCCAGCCCAGGAGUAGUCACAUCAGCCUUCAGUCACUGAUCCGGGUCUCCCGCCCUUAAGGUUUGCCUGGGAAGAGGAAAGAGAGAGAGAGAGAGAGAGAGAGAGAGAGAGAGAGAGGCCCUGCAUAGAAGUGCUCGGUGCUGUGAUUGCAGCCUUCAAGACCAAGUGCCCAUCCUGCCUGGUCGCCCCGAGUUGGCCUAGGGGUCUGCCAAGGGCACUGAGGCCACCUGUGGUGGGGGAGGGGCAGGCGAGGCCUCCUCCCCCUGACUCCUGUGUGCAGGGAGCAUCUUUAGCCCCCAAGAGCAGCUGGAAGGAGCCCUUCCUUGCCCUUCCGGUGGCGGGAGGAACACAAGUCAGAGCAUUGUUCCCCAGCUGCACUGCAGGGCUGGGACCGGAAGCAACUGGAAGAAUGCGGCUUGGAGCAUUCUCCAACCAAGGGCCAAAACCCAGGACAUACGGGUGUGCAGGAGAAGAACGCCCUUCUGUACCACUCCAGGCACGACACAGGGGUGGCGGGUCGCUUCCCCAGCCUUCCUGCCUGCCCUGUCCAAGGGGGAAGUCAGUCCCCAACUGAGGGGAUAGGUCAGCAUAGCGGCAGGAGGGGCUGCCCGGUGAGAAAUGGUGGGCUCCUGAGGUCUGCCAGCCAGAGCUCUGGUGCCUCACUCUGGGGCUGCGGGGGUCUCACCUUCAGCCAGGGACCUCGGGGGCAGCAGAGUGGGUGUGGCGCACGCCAUGGACGGGAACAGGUUUCCUGGAGAUGGCCAGAGUGGGUUGUCUUUCUCUCCCAGUCGCCUGCCCCCCUGGAAGAGGGACUGUAUUUUGAUUGGACCCUAGGGGUUCUGGAAGGCAAAACAUAGGGUAGGGACUGUGUGGACUCACGAGCCCUCUCUGGGAGAGCCACAGCUGGGAACAGUCCGGGAGCAGGAGGAUUUUGGGGUGCAGCUGUUCUUGCCAGUCCCAGAGUGGGUCUCUUACCCCAAACCCCAGUCCAAGGAGGGGCUCUGGGGAGUGGCUCUAGGCCCAGACUGGGGAGCAGGCUCCGGCCUGCGUCUUCAUCACCGCCUCUACACCUGCUGGCUUGAGACUCAGCCCAUCCCCAGGCACACCACCUGCUCCUGAGCCCCUGCCAUCUCCCUGGGACGGGUAAACCUCGCGUGCUGUGUCUCGGGUCUAUCAUAGGGAUUGUGAGUGAGCAGGGUUCGUUUAUUUUAAACACAGAUGUUUACAAAAUAAAGGCUAUUUCAGACCACA